Messenger RNA from Aedes albopictus (Asian tiger mosquito), 1367 nucleotides. Its product is annotated as protein obstructor-E. The transcript has 2 exons. Bases 439 to 1119 code for a protein of 226 amino acids. Gene Ontology annotation, molecular function: chitin binding. Lineage: Eukaryota; Metazoa; Arthropoda; Insecta; Diptera; Culicidae. Gene Ontology annotation, cellular component: extracellular region. The record is from RefSeq and is a predicted model, not a curated record.
CGGCUCGGAACACUAGGUCGGUCCACUCUGUGAGUGAGCUGAUGAAAAAGCGAAACAGAGGAAAAAAAAUCGAAAAGGUGAAUUGCUGAAAACUGGUCAACAGACUUUGGCUAUAGUUUUAUUCGUAAACAGACAUCGGACAUCGCGGUAGUGAUUUUGUGUAGAGCGCGCGCGCGUUUUCAGCAGGACUGCUACGACCAUUUACGCCCGCCCGCGUCAUCGUUGCCCGCGUCAAUCGCUAUAGAAGUGGUCUUAGUAGGCUUAGUAGCAACCGCAGCCUACUGCCAUUCGGUCCUAAACUCGGCAGCUACACUCCAUUAGUGAUCCACAAAUCAAACCGUCGCGGCGUGUUCAGCAAGCUGUAUAACCGGAACGGUAGAGCAUCGCAGGAAGCUCAACCCUAAUUGGAGUAGUGUGACAAUCAUCCUAAUUGUAGGGAUGAAACAACUAUCAGGAAUCAUCCUGUGCCUGGGAUUGGCUGCGCUCUGCGAUGCAGCGGCCGUCCCACAAUGCCCCGAGCCAUACGGCGAGCAGGCCUACCUGCACCCGGAUCAUUGUGACCAGUUCUUCCUCUGCACGAACGGAACCCUGACUCUGGAAACGUGUGAGAAUGGUCUGCUGUUCGAUGGAAAGGGUGCCGUCCACAACCACUGCAACUACAACUGGGCCGUCGAUUGCGGCAACCGCAAGUUCGUCACCGACCAAACCCCCCUCUCCACUCCCGGUUGCGAAUAUCUGUUCGGAAUCUACCCGGACAGCCACUCGUGCUCCACCACCUACAACAAGUGUGCCUACGGUGAACCACACCCGGAACACUGUGAUGCCGGUCUGGUGUACGACCACCGAAUUCACGGAUGCCAGUGGCCUGAUAUGAUGCUAGAAACCUGCAACCCAGAAGCCGUCGUCGGAUUCAAGUGCCCAGAUUCAGUCCCGUCCAACUCCAUCAACCACCGAUUCUGGCCAUACCCAAGAUUCGCGGUGCCCGGAGAUUGCCACCGUCUGAUCACCUGCGUUGAUGGACACCCACGUUUGAUCACCUGCGGGGACGGAAAGGUCUUCAAUGAGGAAUCGCUCACUUGUGAAGACCCGGAAGAUGCUCCUUAUGCUUGCCGUCAUUAAUUUUACACUCUCAUGUUAUUACUUUAGCUCUCAUUCUUUGAAAAGUCCUCCAGAUAUUUAUUGAUGUUGUAAAAAGUAAAGUUUAUUGCCUUCAUUUCCAUUCAUUCUGUACUCUUGUUCAACUCCGUUUAUAUGAAUUUCCAGUCAUUGUAUAGACGUAUUACCACUACAAAAGUUCCAUUAUCGUUCUCAGUGAAUGAAAACUAUUUACUUGAAUUGAAAAAUAAAGCACAAAUUUUAAACAACAA